This is a messenger RNA of Aureobasidium pullulans EXF-150, 1059 nucleotides long. RefSeq names its product DNA repair protein rhp51. Gene Ontology annotation, biological process: DNA strand invasion; mitotic recombination; double-strand break repair via homologous recombination. The record is from RefSeq and is a predicted model, not a curated record. Gene Ontology annotation, cellular component: condensed nuclear chromosome. Bases 1 to 1059 code for a protein of 352 amino acids. Gene Ontology annotation, molecular function: double-stranded DNA binding; ATP binding; ATP hydrolysis activity. Lineage: Eukaryota; Fungi; Ascomycota; Dothideomycetes; Dothideales; Saccotheciaceae. The transcript has 3 exons.
AUGAGUGCCGAAGGACAAGAGCUCGCAUCGCAGUCAGGCUAUGAAGAUGGCGCCGCCGGCGGCCCUGGAGCACCUACGCCACUUUCCGCUCUCGAGGGAAUGGCCGGUUUGACCAAGAGAGACAUCCAAUUGUUCAUCGAAGGCGGAUUCCACACCGUCGAGGCUGUGGCAUACACGCCGAAAAUGGUGCUCGAGCGCAUCAAGGGUGUUUCGGAGCAGAAGGCUACCAAACUAACACGGUCGACAGCCGCCAAACUUGUGCCCAUGGGCUUCACCACCGCAACCGAGAUGCAUGCGCGCCGUAGCGAACUCAUUUCUAUCACGACUGGUUCCAAGCAGCUUGAUACGUUGCUCGCAGGUGGUAUCGAAACAGGAUCUAUCACUGAGGUGUUUGGCGAGUUCAGAACCGGAAAAAGUCAGCUCUGUCAUACGCUGGCCGUAACUUGUCAGCUGCCCUUCGACAUGGGCGGUGGUGAGGGAAAGUGUCUCUACAUCGACACCGAGGGAACAUUCAGACCUGUCCGUCUCCUCGCAGUCGCACAAAGAUAUGGGCUAUCAGGAGAAGAGGUUCUCGACAACGUCGCAUAUGCGCGCGCAUACAAUUCCGAGCAUCAGCUCGAUCUCCUCAACCAGGCAGCACAGAUGAUGACGGAGACACGCUUCUCACUCUUGAUCGUCGAUUCGGCAACGGCACUCUACCGCACAGAUUUCUCUGGUCGUGGUGAGUUGUCGUCAAGACAGACGCACUUGGCCAAGUUCAUGCGCACCCUUCAACGUCUAGCCGAUGAGUUUGGUAUCGCAGUGCUCAUUACCAACCAGGUGGUGGCACAGGUAGAUGGUGGACCAAGCGCUAUGUUCAACCCGGACCCGAAAAAGCCCAUUGGUGGCAACAUCAUCGCGCACGCCAGCACAACACGUCUCAGUCUGAAGAAGGGUCGUGGUGAGACCAGAAUAUGCAAGAUCUACGAUAGUCCUUGCUUGCCUGAGAGCGAUGCUAUGUUCGCCAUCAAGGAGGACGGUAUUGGCGACCCAAGUCCCAAGGACCUCGACAACAACUAG